AAGAAAGUGUGAUGCAUAGAUGUUUUAGCCUUUUAACUGCAUUGCUCAAAUACUUGAUAAAUAGUAUUAUUAUCACUGUAACCUAACUGGAAAACAUCUCAAAUACUUGGAACAAAUUUGGGGCCACAAGAAGGCCACUUAUAAAGUGGCUUUGCACUUUGCAUUGACCUAUUGCAGCUUCUUUUUUCUUAUUUAUUUUUUCUUUUCUAGAACUUAAAACAUAUAUAAAGGGGAAAGAAAAGUGAAUCCAUUAUAUACAGAGUUCUUUGCUUUCUCUUCUCUGCAAUUUCUGGUAUAUAAUAUGUUUCCAUUGCUAUCUUUUCUCAUGUUCAGCUAUAUUUUACUGGCCAAUUCUUUAAAUGAUGAAGGCCUUGCUCUUCUUUCCUUCAGACAGUCCAUAGAGAAUUCCACUGCUGGUUACCUAGAUAACUGGAACUCAUCAGAUGACAACCCGUGUUCCUGGCAUGGUGUUGAAUGCAGAGGAGAAACAGUCGUUUCUCUCAGAAUUCCACAUAAGGGUCUUUCUGGGUUAUUCCAUCUCGACGCAACCAAGCUUCUUGCUCUUCGUCAAGUUAAUCUGAGAAACAAUUACUUCUUUGGGAGCUUGCCGGUUGAGCUUUUUCGUGCAAGAGGAUUGACAAAUUUAGUCCUGUCAGGAAAUUCAUUUUCUGGAUCAGUUCCUGAUGAGAUAGGGAAUCUCAAGGGCCUGAAGAUCCUCGAUCUUUCGGAGAAUUCAUUUAAUGGUUCGAUACCUUCACCUCUUGUUCAAUGCAAAAGAUUGAAGCAGCUUUACCUUAGUCGAAACAAUUUUGCUGGUUCUUUACCUAAUGGGUUCGGAACCAACUUGGUAAUGCUUCAGAUACUUGAUCUUUCGUUUAACAAGUUAAGCGGUUUGAUCCCUAACGACCUAGGCAACUUGUCGAGCUUGAAACGUGGUCUUGACCUUUCUCACAAUCUCUUUAAUGGUACUAUUCCAGCAAGCCUAGGAAAGCUUCCUGAAUUAGUUUAUAUCAAUCUUUCUUACAAUAACCUCAGUGGUCUUAUACCUCAAAAUGAUGUUCUACUCAGUGUAGGACCAACGGCUUUUGUAGGCAACCCUCUCUUAUGUGGACUUCCAUUAAAAUCUCCAUGCCUUAUGGAUCCGAAACCCAUCCCUUAUGAACCAAGUCAGGCUUCUCCUGGGGGCAACAGCUCCAGCCGGAGUCCUACUGUAGUGAUAGGAAUUGUUGCAAGUACAGUGGUGGGAGUUAGCCUUACCGCUGUGCUGUUCUCUUACUGGUAUAAGAGAACGUAUGUUUGUAAAGGAAGCAAACGUGUCGAGGGUUGUAAUCCUGAAGAAAAAUCAAGCGUUAGAAAGGAGAUGUUCUGUUUCAGAACAGAUGACUUGGAGUCUUUAUCAGAAAAUAUGGAACAGUAUAUUUUCAUGCCAUUAGACUCGCAGAUUAAAUUUGAUCUUGAACAGCUCCUCAAAGCUUCUGCUUUUCUUCUGAGUAAGAGCAGAAUAGGAAUUGUGUAUAAAGUUGUUCUUGAGAAGGGACCAACUGUUGCAGUCAGAAGACUGGAAGACGGAGGAUUUCAAAGGUACAGAGAGUUUCAAACUGAAGUAGAAGCAAUUGCAAAGAUUAAGCAUCCAAACAUUGUCUGUCUCCUAGCUUAUUGCUGGUGUAUCAAUGAGAAGCUGCUCAUCUAUGAGUACGCGCAGAACGGGGACCUUUCUGCUGCAAUUCAUGGAAGAACAGGAAUGAUAUACUUCAAACCUCUUUCUUGGCUGGUUCGCCUUAGAAUCAUGCAAGGAGUAGCCAGGGGAUUAAGUUUUCUACAUGAAUUUAGCCCCAGACGAUAUGUCCAUGGAAAUCUAAAGCCUAGCAAUAUUCUGCUUGGAGAAAACAUGGAGCCAUGCAUCUCCGAUUUCGGACUUAGCCGUCUAGCAUACACAACUGAAGAAUCAACAUCAGUUUACUUAGAACAAACAACAGGUGGCACGCCGCUACCAGGAUCUCCAUUCGCAUUUACACCAAUAAAUUCAGGUGCAGUUAUGGCUUACUAUGAAGCUCCUGAGGUAUCAAAAUCCUCCAAGCCGUCACAGAAGUGGGAUGUGUAUUCAUUUGGAGUAAUUUUACUGGAGAUGAUUUCUGGGAAGUCGCCAGUUAUGCAGACAAGUGCUUCAGAAAUGGGUCUUGUCCAGUGGAUACAGCUGAGUACUGAAGUGAAGCCACUCUCUGAUGUAUUAGAUCCCUUCCUAGUUCAUGAUUUAGAUAAAAAAGAAGAGAUGGUUGCAAUACUCAAUAUUGCUCUAACCUGUGUUCAUACGAGCCCAGACAAGAGACCUUCUAUGAGGAAUGUUAGUGAUUCUCUGGAAAGAUUGUCCUCAUCUACAUGAGGAAACCGCCAUGUACACAAUACAUCUUCUUUCAAGAAACAGAUUAUGUCCCCUAGUUUUCCUCUGCAAGAUAGUGAAAUGUGUGUAGUCUUCUUGUUUGUCCACUUGUCAUUUUGCUAUGUAUGUUUGUCCUGUAGGAGUAGUUUUGGGUUAAACUGCAUUUUGCUACUACCUGCUAUUGCUAUGUAUACUACACUCUAGCUGCAGUUUCUCUUACUCUGAAUAAAUAAGCUGAACAAUCUAUUUGGUAAUAA
Ricinus communis (castor bean) is the source of this 2634-nucleotide messenger RNA. RefSeq names its product probable inactive leucine-rich repeat receptor-like protein kinase At1g66830. Gene Ontology annotation, molecular function: protein kinase activity; ATP binding; protein binding. NCBI's taxonomy places the organism in Eukaryota, Viridiplantae, Streptophyta, Magnoliopsida, Malpighiales, Euphorbiaceae. The transcript is spliced from 2 exons. Bases 302 to 2380 code for a protein of 692 amino acids. Gene Ontology annotation, biological process: protein phosphorylation. The record is from RefSeq and is a predicted model, not a curated record.